This is a messenger RNA of Anisakis simplex (herring worm), 498 nucleotides long. NCBI's taxonomy places the organism in Eukaryota, Metazoa, Nematoda, Chromadorea, Rhabditida, Anisakidae. The record is from the annotation of a GenBank genome assembly.
AUGGGCAAAAAGAAGGGUGCCGAUAUCAAUGAGCUCAAACAGGAAGUUCGUAUGGACGAGCAUACGAUUCCUAUGGAUGAGCUCGUUAAACGAUACAACUCGAACCUGGAAACGGGUCUGACAUCGGCGAAAGCAGCACAAGUACUCGCUCGUGACGGCGAGAACGCCCUAUCACCGCCGAAAACCACUCCAGAAUGGGUGAAAUUCUGCAAAAAUCUCUUCGGUGGCUUUGCAUUGCUUCUAUGGGUCGGCGCAUUCCUUUGCUAUGUGGCCUAUUCGGUGGAUCGUCUCACAAUGGAAUAUCCAACAAAAGAUAACGUCACGUAUUUCCAUUGCUAUUUACCCAUCUCAAUCUUCUCCGUGAAUUUUCAGUUAUACCUUGGAAUUGUGCUGAUGUCUGUUGUUGUCAUAACUGGUUGCUUCCAGUACUACCAAGAAAGCAAAAGCUCGAAAAUCAUGGACUCAUUCAAAAAUAUGGUGCCAACGGUACACGAAUGA